AUGGCGGCCUCCAGGCUUGGAAGUUUGCGUACACUUAAUUUUCUGCAACUGACACAGCCUGGUCCAAUCUGCACAAGGUGCUUCAACAAUGUCAUUCAAUCAAAUUCAAGACCUUCACAAUUAUGGAACAAUCCAUUCCGAAAAUUCCACCAGAAAUCAAGACAAGGGGCCCACUUGAGAGUCAGGGAAAAUGACACUGUUACAUUUCGCUAUAUAAUCAAACCACUUGGCUUUUCUGUGCUUUUCAGUGGAAGUUGUUUCCUUGGAGGAAUGGUUUGGCAGUAUGAACUCAUGCGGUUGAAGGCACAAAAAAUUAUAAAUAAUUGGAUUUCAGCUGAUGGGCACGACAUAUUUCAUCCAAAAUCCUACGCAUUUCGAUCACAUUUGAACAUGUGGUGGAAUAGCAUGAGUGAUGGGCAGAAGUAUGUACUGGGAAUAAUUGGAGCUAAUGCCCUUGUCUUCAUAAUGUGGCGGAUCCCAUCUUUGCAGGCCAACAUGAUGAAAUACUUCUGUAGCAAUCCAAAUUCAGGAGCUCCUUGUUGGUCUAUGUUUCUAUCUGCCUUCAGCCAAUACAGUUUCAUCCACAUGUUUACUAACAUGUAUGUCUUGUGGUCCUUUUCAAAUGUGGCACUAAACCUGUUUGGCAAAGAGCAGUUCAUGGCCUUCUACUUCAGUGCUGGUAAUUUUUUUUUCUUUUCUUUUUUUUUUCUAUUUUCUUUCUUUUUCUUUUUCUUUUUUCUUUUUUCUUUCUUUCUUGCUUUCUUUUCUUUCUUUCUUGCUUUCUUUCUUUUUUUUCUUUCUUUCUUGCUUUCUUUUCUUUCUUUCUUGCUUUCUUUUUUUCUUUCUUUCUUGCUUUUUUUUCUUUCUUUCUUGCUUUCUUUUUUCUUUCUUUCUUGCUUUCUUUCUUUCUUUUUUUCUUUCUUUUUCUUUUUCUUUCUUUCUUUCUUUUUCUUUCUUUUCUUUUUCUUUCUUUUCUUUCUUUCUUUUUUUUUUUUUCUUUCUUUUUUUCUUUCUUUCUUUUUUCUUUCUUUCUUUCUUUCUUUUUCUUUUCUUUCUUUUUCUUUUCUUUCUUUUCUUUCUUGCUUUCUUUUCUUUCUUUCUUUCUUUCUUUUCUUUUUUCUUUCUUUUUCUUUCUUUCUUUUUCUUUCUUUCUUUUUCUUUCUUUCUUUCUUGCUUUCUUUCUUUCUUUUUCUUUCAUCUUUCUUUCUUUUCUUUCUUUCUUUCUUUCUUUUCUUUCUUUCAGACUUUCUUUCUUUCUUUUUUUUCUUUUUCUUUUUCUUUUUUCUUUUCUUUCUUUUCUUUCUUUCUUUUCUUUUUGCUUUCUUUUUCUUUCUUUCUUUCUUUCUUUUUUCUUUCUUUCUUUCUUGCUUUCUCUUUUUUCUUUCUUUCUUUCUUGCUUUCUUUUUUUUCUUUCUUUUUUUUUCUUUCUUUUUCUUUCUUUUCCUUUUCUUGCUUUCUUUUCUUUCUUUCUUGCUUUCUUUCUUCCUUUUCUUUUUCUUUCUUUUCUUUUCUUUCUUUCUUUUUUUCUUUUUUUUCUUUUCUUGCUUUUUCUUUUUUCUUUCUUGCUUUCUUUCUUUUUGCUUUCUUUCUUUUUCUUUCUUUUCUUCUUUCUUUCUUUUUCUUUUUCUUUUCUUUUUCUUUCUUUCUUUUUCUUUGCUUUCUUUUCUUUCUUUCUUUUUUUUUUUCUUUUCUUUUCUUUCUUUUUUCUUUCUUUCAUUUUUUACACACCUGGCCCACUAUUCUUUGAAGAUAGCUCGACAGCGUUUUAUACCCUCUGUGGGUGCCUCUGGUGCUAUAAUGGCUGUUUUGGGUGCUGUCUGCCUGAAUUACCCAAAUGCUAGAUUAUCUAUAGCAUUCAUUGGAGAUAUUAUACCACAUUCUUUCUCUGCAGAUAGUGUUUUAAAAGUAAUUAUUGCAACAGAUAUUAUUGGUAUAUUGGCUGGCUGGAAAUUCUUUGACCAUGCUGCACAUUUAGGUGGAAUGAUGUUUGGACUUUGGUAUGCAACAUAUGGAAAGAAAUUAAUAUGGGAAAACCGAGCAACUGUGCAGAAAUGGUGGCAUGAAGUGAGAGGAGAUCCAUAA
Molecule: messenger RNA, 2082 nt
Organism: Acanthosepion pharaonis
Lineage: Eukaryota; Metazoa; Mollusca; Cephalopoda; Sepiida; Sepiidae
Source: the annotation of a GenBank genome assembly